GGACCGUCCGGAAGAUACCCCGGAUCUUGAGGGAGAACCGACAUCCGCGGGACAGAACCGUGCCGGGGAGAUGCAGUCGGCUGUGAAACGCUAUUACAAUAUUAACAAGAUCCUCAUGUCGAAACUCGGCGGCUGGCCGACGCAGAGCAGAUUUAUGAAGAUAUUGUUGCCGACCGUAAUAACAUCAUUUAUUUUCAGCGUCGGCUUUCUCGAGUUUGUAAGACUCUCUGAAACGUGGAAAAGCAUUACCGAGGACUGCGAAUGUUUCAUCACGGUGCUGAUUACAAUCGGCGGUUACAUCAAAUUAUACAUCAUAGUUCUCAAUAACAAAAGCAUAGGACGACUGCUGUCGCUCAUCGACUAUCACUGGCGCGUUUUCACGCAUACGCUGGAGGUGCAAAUUAUGCACGAGUACGCUAUCGUAGGAAGAAAAAUGGCGAUAAGUUACGCCGUGAUGAUUUAUUCAUUGAUGAGCCUUUACAUGCUGAUCCCAGUAACGCCGCAAUUAUUGGAUGUCCUUAUGCCUCUCAAUAAAUCGCGCCCGUACAAAUACCUGUUCGAUAUCGACUACAGCUUCGACAGAGAGGUGUAUUACUAUCCUGUGUUACUCCACUCGUACUUGACGACUGUGGUGACUAUGAGCGUCAUGGUAAUAACCGAUACGAGCUACAUGUCGCUCGUGCAACACGCGUGCAGCCUCUUCGCCGCUAUCGGGUGCCGAUUGGAAAAUCUGACCUCGAAGGUGAGUCCAAAGAAAAGUAGCCGUCCCGUUGAGGAUGCAAAUGUAAUUUGUAAAAAGCACAAAUCGCGAGAUGACGAGAUCUAUCGCGAACUGGUGCUCCUCUUGCGGAAGCACCAGCUGAGCCUUCAAUACGUCCGUCUGUUGGAUUCCCUGUUCGAACUGUAUGCGUUUUUGUUGCUGUUUAUUACUAUCAUCGUUACGAGCCUCCUCGGAAUUCAAAUAAUUGCCUUAAUGAAUCGUAAAGAAGAGAUGAUCAGAUAUGUAUCGAUGUGCAUAGGUGCUUUCAUACAUCUCUUCGUUUUGAGUUAUCCCGGCCAGAGGAUAAUGGAUCAUAGCUCAGACGUAUUCCACAAAGCGUACAACAUGCUGUGGUACAAAACGUCGCGAAAAACGACACGGCUGUUGAGCAUAUUACUUUACAGGUGUCUCGUGCCUUGUACGUUAACGGCCGGUAAAAUAUACGUGCUAUCGAUGGCGAAUUACGCUUCGAUGAUGCAGGCGUCCGUGUCUUAUUUCACCGCCCUUUCAUCGUUCAGGUAAUUUGCGGUGAAGAGAAACGAAGAGAGAUAAACGAUAAAAUUAGCAAUUUGAGUGAGUUUCCAUCAUGGAUACAUAAAAUUCUAAUUGCAA
Vollenhovia emeryi is the source of this 1372-nucleotide messenger RNA. RefSeq names its product odorant receptor 4-like. Gene Ontology annotation, cellular component: plasma membrane. Gene Ontology annotation, biological process: detection of chemical stimulus involved in sensory perception of smell; sensory perception of smell. Gene Ontology annotation, molecular function: olfactory receptor activity; odorant binding. Lineage: Eukaryota; Metazoa; Arthropoda; Insecta; Hymenoptera; Formicidae. The transcript has 9 exons. The record is from RefSeq and is a predicted model, not a curated record. Bases 71 to 1282 code for a protein of 403 amino acids.